Molecule: messenger RNA, 1259 nt
Organism: Fusarium verticillioides 7600
Lineage: Eukaryota; Fungi; Ascomycota; Sordariomycetes; Hypocreales; Nectriaceae
Exons: 2
Coding region: 106-1029 (307 amino acids)
Biological process (GO): mitochondrial respiratory chain complex III assembly
Cellular component (GO): mitochondrion
Source: RefSeq, a predicted model, not a curated record
CUAGCUUAGUAUCCAAGGGUCCAUGACGAUAACACUCCAAGUGCCUCUCAUCCCGCCUUGCCCAGGCCCUUCACACCGAAUUUCCCUACUGAACAUACUCUCACAAUGAGCAUGGCCUGCGAGACAUGUAGAACCCAGGCCCGGACCCUCCUCCGGGCUGCAAUGCGAGCCGGCGCAUCACGAGCCGCUGCACCGACGACAAGGAAUUUCCUUCCACCCGCUGCGGUUGUUACUCGACGACAUUUCAGCAACACGAGCUCGAGAAGCCUCCUAAAGGGUAUUGGAAAGUCUAUGGCCGAGCCGUAUCGUGUGUUGGGUGCGACGGAGCAGCUUUUCAAGGCUUCAGCGAAGGCGGCGGACUAUCAUAUCACUGAGAAGGAGAGAAAGGAUGAUCAGGUGCAGCUUGCGGAGGAUGGUGAAGAGAUUGGGCAUUCUCUGAACCCUGAUAGUCCCUGGCAUCACACCUUUAAACUUCCUCCAACCUUCAGCACCUGGUCCCACGUAACCAUGCUUCACCUCUACCUAAUCAAUACCCGAAUACGCUGCUUCGACCGCGAGGGCUUCCAAAACUGGCAGCACCAGCUCACAGACCACUUUUUCUUCGAAUGCGAGAAGAAGAUGCACAUCGACCACCACAUCACAUCGAGCGCCCUCCGCCAGCGAUACCUCAAGGACAUUUUCGUUCAGUGGCGUGGUCUCCUGCUAGCAUACGACGAGGGUUUUAUCAAGGGCGAUGCGAUGCUAGCAAGCGCCAUCUGGCGAAACCUGUUCAAGGGUUCUGCUGAUGCAGAUCCUAGAGCUCUUCUCGCUAUCGUGGGCUGGAUGAGGUCGACACUGUUGCAGUUCGAGGCUGUUUCGGACAAUAACCUUGCUGCGCAAUUACCAGCGAUUAUGGCCAAGCCGGUGGAUGUGUUCUGGACGAGAUUGGAGAAGCAACUUGGCGGACAGCAGGAGGAUAGUCUUCCUGCUAAGGAGGUGAACGAGGAGCAUGUAUCAACAAAGGAGACAGUCAAGGUUUCAGCGAACUAGAAUGCGGAAGGAAUAUUUGUACUAUCAGAUGGAUGUAUGGGUUACAUGACAAAAAAAUAGAACGGGCAGGCUGUAUGAAUAGGGCACUGGACGAAGGGAUUUUCCUAGGCAUGGCGGUUGUAUAUGAAUGAUUCCCUGAUGAUAUUCCACCUCAUAUAUAUGUUCUUUUGUUGUGAUUGUAUUUGUAUAGCCUAGUUAACUAAGCACGCUUCUCCCACAUUUGAAACUCA